Cotesia glomerata is the source of this 5259-nucleotide messenger RNA. It is a transcript of the gene polybromo, whose product is annotated as protein polybromo-1. Lineage: Eukaryota; Metazoa; Arthropoda; Insecta; Hymenoptera; Braconidae. The record is from RefSeq and is a predicted model, not a curated record. Gene Ontology annotation, cellular component: RSC-type complex. Bases 171 to 5096 code for a protein of 1641 amino acids. Gene Ontology annotation, biological process: chromatin remodeling. Gene Ontology annotation, molecular function: protein binding; chromatin binding. The transcript is spliced from 14 exons.
CAUUUGCCCACAAACAAGUAAAAGUAACUCAGGGUUAUGGCGUCGGAUAAAUUCUGUGUCACAUCAAUUGGAUAAAAAUUUGUUUAUAAACCAAGUUCUUUUAUAUAUUUUUGAUGUCUGUUAUUAAUGUUAAAAUUGUUAUAAGAUUCUUAUGAUAUAGUUGAUUUGCAAUGCAUAAACGACGCAGAACAUCGUCCGUAGCUAGUAGAGGUACUGAGGAUGAUCCGGAGGAGGUGAUACCCGAGCCAACUAAGCGAAGAAAAAAAUUAGAUCCUAGUGACUUGUGCCAACAAUUGUAUGAUAUUAUAAGAAAUCAAAAGAAAGAAGAUGGGACUCUUUUAUGUGAUGCUUUUAUCAGAGUACCAAAAAGACGACAAGAGCCAAGAUACUAUGAAGUUGUUACAAAUCCCAUAGAUUUGUUGAAAGUCCAACAAAAAUUAAAAACCGAUGAAUAUCGCGAUAUGGAAGAUUUAGCUGCUGAUGUUCAUCUGAUGAUCACUAAUGCUAAAGCUUUUUAUAGUCGUACUUCACCAGAGUUCAGAGAUGCUACAGAUUUAUGGGAGUUGUGUGUAAAUACGAAGAAUCGUAUAAUGGACGAGUACGAAGAGACAGAACCUAAAGGUAAAAUAAUAUUAAAAGUGGGUAGAUUAUCAAGAAAAACAAAUGUAAAACAACCAGAUGACGCGGAAGAUACUUCUGAAAGUUCAACAAAUCCUGAUGAAGAAUCAAUGCAACCUUAUGAAGAUCUUUUUACAACUGUAAUGACAGCAACAGAUCCUACUGAUAAUAAUAGAGUAUUGCACACAGUGUUUCAAUUAAAACCAUCUAAAAAACUCUAUCCAGAGUAUUAUGACGUCAUUGAAAAUCCCAUUGAUUUAAAAACAAUUGCCAGAAGAAUUCAAGAAGGUACUUACAGUUAUUUAAGUGAAAUGGAACGUGAUUUAAUGCUUAUGUGUCGCAAUGCAUGUCAAUUUAAUGAACCAGGUUCUCAAAUCUAUAAAGAUGCUAAAAUCUUGAAAAAAAUAAUAACAGCAGCUGCUAAAAAACAAGACAGUGGUUCGAGUAGUGUGUUUUCAAAUAAAUUAGCAACACCCUCAACUCGUAGCAGCAAACGAGGUAAUCGUAGCUUUGCUCAAUCAUUAAUUGCGCAAACAGCAACAUUACUCGAUGAAGACGAAGAAAGUGACGAUGAAGAUGAUGAAACCGCUGAAAUUGAAGAAGCUGACAAUGCACAAUGGCAACUGUUUCAAACAAUUAGAACUGCUCCAACCAAUCAAGGAGUUAGAAUGAGUGAAUUUUUUUGGAAAUUACCGUCCAGACGAAUGUACCCUGAUUAUUACAAAAUGAUUAAAAAUCCAAUUUCCCUGUUACAAAUAAGAUCUAAAAUAAAAAAAGGAGAAUAUGGUACGGUCAGUGAGGUUGCCGGUGAUAUGAAUAUUAUGUUUGAAAAUGCUAAAAAAUACAACGUUCAUACCUCACGUUUAUACAAGUGUGCUGUGAAACUACAAAAAAUAAUGCAAGAGAAAGUUCAGGAGCUUUUAGAAUUUGAUCAAGAUUCAGAUUCAGAUUGUGGAUCAGAGUCAAAUUCUCAAACAAAAUUAAUAAAACGUGCCUCAAAUGUUUUGACUCGGGGAAAAUACAAAGAUAAUAUACCAUUAAAAAAGCGUUUAUAUGCAUUAGUUAAGUGUGUCAUAGAAUACGUGUGUGAAGAUGGUCGGCAGCCAAUGUUGAUGUUUAUGGAAAAACCAUCGAAGAAAAUAUACCCCGAUUAUUAUCAAGUGAUAAGUGAGCCAAUCGAUAUGCUUGCAAUUGAGGCAAACAUUAAAGCUGAAAAGUAUCAAAAUGAAAAUGAAUUGAUACAAGAUUUUAAAUUAAUGUUUAAUAAUUGCCGGCAGUACAAUGAAGAAGGAUCGUUAAUUUAUGAAGACGCAAAUACAUUAGAAAAAGUUUUAAUGGACAAAGUUAGAGAGUUGGGACCUUUACCGGAUUCAAAAUCUUCUGGACCUAUUAAAUCAACAACAUCAACACCCACACGUAAUGUAGGAAGACCAAAGAAAGUAGUACCACUUCAUUUACAAAAAUUACGUACGAUGUAUGACACUAUUAAAGAUUACCACGAUUCAAAAGGCCGACAAUUGUCAUUAAUAUUCAUGAAACUACCGAAUAAAAAUGAAUACCCAGAUUAUUAUGAAGUUAUUAAACAGCCCAUUAACAUGGAAAAAAUAGCAUCAACAUUGAAAACAAACGGUUACGAAAGUUUAGAAGAGUUAGUGUCAGAUUUUAUAUUGAUGUUUGAUAAUGCCUGCAAGUACAAUGAACCAGAUUCACAAAUAUAUAAAGAUGCCUUAAUUCUACAACGACUGGUAUUACAAACUAAGCUCCAACUGAGUGAAGAUGAUGAAAAUGUUCCAGAUGUGCCUGCAGCAAUACAAGAAAUUUUAGCAACUAUUUUUACUGCUCUGUAUAACCAUCAGGAUGAAGAAGGUCGAUGUUAUUCUGAUUCAAUGUCAGAAUUACCAGAGCAUGAUAUUAUUGACGGCAAAAAAAUUCGAGGGCUUUCUUUAGAUUUAAUAAAACGUCGAUUAGAUCGUGGUGUUUACAAACGUUUGGAUAGAUUUCAAGAAGACGUAUUUACGUGCUUGGAAAGAGCAAGAAAAUUAUCACGAAGUGAUUCUCAACCGUUUGAGGAUAGUGUUGAACUUCAGGCAUUUUUUCUUCGUACUCGUGAUGAAGUAACACGUAAUGGUGAUCUAUUACAUUCACCGGCAUUAAAUUACACUUUAAUGGAUCUAUCAACUCAAGUUGCUGAACUAAAACGCUUAAAACAUCAACAAGAAUCAAAUUUAUCUCCCGAAGAAGAAAGCUGCGAUGGAAAUGAAACCAAAGAGUCUGGAUCAAGUCCUGUAGCUAGUGGUAAUGGUAGUGAAAAUGGUGGGGCUAUGAGUUUUAAUCAAGAAAUUUAUCGUAAUGGAGAUUUUGCCUAUAUUGAACCAGUUGAACGUGGUAUGGAGCCCAGUGUUGUGCUUAUUGAAAAACUUUGGACUAAUUCAGAAGGCAUACAAAUGCUCUAUGGUAACUUAUUUUACAGACCUAGUGAAACUUAUCACGUAGCGUCGCGUAAAUUUAUUGAUAAAGAGUUAUUCAAAAGUGACGCUCAUAUUGCUGUGCCUUUAUCUAAAGUCGCUGGCAGAUGUUGUGUGUUGAGCGUUAAAGAUUUUUUUAGAAUGCAACCAGAAGGUUUUCUUGAAAAGGAUGUUUAUGUUUGUGAAUCAAGAUAUUCUACGCGUGCACGAGCAUUUAAAAAGAUAAAAUUAUGGAAUUUUGAUCCAGAUCAUUUAAAACUAGUCUCACGAGAAAAAACAUUAGAACCUAAACGCAAUAUAUCCGUUUAUAAAGAACGAUUAGAAAAACAUAAAGAAGAAAUAGCUGAAUUAGAAGAAGGGGAAAAACUUACAGAAAAAGAAAAGCCAAAUGUUAUAUUAUUUAAUGCCGAUGAUUCAGAUAAUACUUAUUAUGAACAAUAUAAUACGUGUACAGGUAUAGUUAAAACUGGAGACUUUGUUUACGUUGCGACUGACGGUGGAAGACAACAAAUAGCCCAAGUUGAUUCAAUAUGGUCAACAAAAGACGGUAAAUGUUAUUUUAGAGGUCCAUGGCUACUUACACCUUCUGAAAUUCCUCAUGCGCCAACUAAAUUAUUUUAUAAACAAGAACUUUUUCUUUCUGUAACCGAUGCAACUCAUCCAUUUGUUGCCAUUAUGGGAAGAUGUGCUGUUUUAGAAUACGGAGAAUACGUUUGUUGCCGACCAACAGAAAUACCAGAAGAUGAUGUUUUCAUAUGUGAAUCUAUUUAUGACGAAACUAAAAAUUUCAUUAAGAAAUUACCACAAGAUGGAUUAAAAAAAUAUACACAUACGUCAGUUGUAACACAAGAUGAAAUUUACUUCUUCCGAAGGCCUAUUAAUCCUGCUAAAGUUUCAAGCGAUGUGGCACAGACACAUUUGUCAAUCAAGUCUGUCACGUCCAGUACAGCUCAUUUUGAAAUGGAUGCGUCACCACUGUUACCGAAACUGGAACCUGAAGUACUAGGCAUCGGAGUAGGUGAAGACAGCAUGGACGCAAGUGGACCACUGUCCGUGGGAUCCACUGAAGCUCAACCGGUGCUCGCCAAUGCUCAAACGCCUGUAUCAACUAAAAAGAAAACAACGGGUAAGAAAUUAGUAACGGGGUAUAUUUUAUAUUCGAGUAAAAUGCGAACGCAGAUUACUCAAAACAAUCCUGAUUCGACCUUUGGAGAGAUUAGCAGAAUUGUUGGUAACGAGUGGAGAAAAUUACCAGCAGGUGAAAAACAAGUAUGGGAGGAAAGAGCUUCGAAGUUGAAUGAAGGUGCUGAAGGUCGAGCUUUGGCAUUAUCUAUUGGUGCACCGGUUGACCAAGUUUUUGAAUGUUGCUGGGAUAAUUGUGAUUGGCAAUUUGAAGAUAUGACAGAUUGCAUAGAUCACUGUAUUGCUGAGCAAAAUGGACAUGUGCAAUCUUCGUUUAUUAACGCUCCCGCUGAUGUGGAGUUUCAAUGUCAAUGGAGAGGAUGUGGUCGAACAAAAAAAAAUGUGCCUCCUUUUCCAAGUGUACAGAGAUUAGCGAGGCAUGUUAAAGAAGUGCAUAUACUCAAAGGAAAUGGCCGAAUUAUACCACCUAGUGAAAGAAGCAAAAACUAUAUGGCAUCCAAAGGACCAACGAUAUUACCUCCAAUGGACAAUGAAAUUUUAGCUACUGCUACACAAACUACAACAGCUGCACCAGUAUCUAAACAGCCAGACCCUAUUUUCAUCGCUGUUCCACCACGGCCAAGUAGAGUUUUACAUUCGGAUGCGUACUUAAGAUAUAUUGAAGGAUUGAAUGUAGAGAAUCGUUACAUAUCUAAUUGGGACAAGCAGAUGAAUGCGACUCCUGAGAACACGCAAAUUCCGGAUGUUACAAAAUUGCCUGCUGAAUGGCUUGGUAACGGAGUUGGUAAUCAUGGAAAUGUCGUAAAUGCCUUGUGGACACUCAGAAAUAUGAUGAUGCGGGACGUGUUAGCCAUCAAUAAAACUUUAUAGCUUAUAAAACGUUAAAACAUCUAUAUUCGUUUAUAUAUUUUAUGCUCUCCUUGAUUUAAAAAAAAAAAAAAAAAAUUAAUAAAUUAACAAUUCAUGGCGGCCUCACUUAUAUUCUAGAUUACGACAAAAGACUGACAAUUUAAAUUACAACGUCUCGGGUAAA